This is a messenger RNA of Uloborus diversus, 3648 nucleotides long. RefSeq names its product ribosomal protein S6 kinase beta-2-like. Gene Ontology annotation, molecular function: protein serine/threonine kinase activity; ATP binding. The record is from RefSeq and is a predicted model, not a curated record. Lineage: Eukaryota; Metazoa; Arthropoda; Arachnida; Araneae; Uloboridae. The coding region runs from base 119 to 2671 and encodes 850 amino acids. The transcript is spliced from 29 exons. Gene Ontology annotation, biological process: protein phosphorylation.
CGUCUUGAUGUAUAUAGUUGUGUACAUUAUUCUUAAAAUUUGCGUUAUUUUUCAAAAAUUCGAAUUAUACGUGGAGUUUUAACCAAUUAUAGUCCUGGUUUUUCAAAUCAUUAGUAAAAUGGCUGAUGUUUUUGAUCUUGAACUUCAUGAAGCAGACAAUGUGGACGAUGAAUCAGAAGACGAUGCUAUUGAAGUUGAUGGACAGAAGUAUUCUGAAGAAGUGGAGUUGCAUACUGCCAUAGAAUUGGAUGAUAUUGAAAAUGUAUCUAUAGCAGAUAUUAAGUUCGAUGUUGGUCGAGGCAAAACAGGACCUAGUGACUUUGAACUUCUUAAAGUUUUGGGAAAAGGUGGAUAUGGUAAAGUGUAUCAAGUUAGGAAAAAGACUGGAGAGGAUUCAGGAAAAGUGUUUGCCAUGAAAGUUCUAAAAAAGGCUAGUAUUGUGAAAAAUAAAAAAGACACUGCUCAUACUAAAGCUGAGCGUAAUAUACUGGAAGCUAUCAAGCAUCCUUUCAUUGUUGACCUUCACUAUGCUUUUCAAACCGGUGGAAAGCUAUAUCUGAUUUUAGAGUUUCUCAGUGGAGGCGAACUGUUUAUGCACCUUGAAAAAGAAGUAAUGCUUUUAGAAGAUACAGCAUGCUUUUAUUUAAGUGAAAUAUUGUUAGCUUUACAACAUUUGCACCAAGAAGGAAUAAUUUACAGAGAUCUGAAACCUGAAAACAUUCUAUUAGAUUCUGAAGGGCAUGUGAAACUCACAGAUUUUGGCUUGUGUAAAGAAUCAAUUAGAGAUGGUUCAAUUACUCACACAUUUUGCGGAACCAUUGAAUACAUGGCUCCAGAAAUUUUAACUCAAAGUGGUCAUGGUCGAGCUGUUGAUUGGUGGAGCCUUGGAGCUUUGAUGUAUGACAUGUUAACUGGCUCUCCUCCAUUUCAAGCAGAAAACAGAAAGAAAACUAUUGAAAAAAUACUGAAGCACAAAGUUGUUUUUCCUCAUUAUGUCACUCCUGAUUCAAGAGAUUUAAUUCGGAAGCUUUUACGGAGACCAGUUGUUCAGAGAUUGGGCAGUGGACCUGAAGAUGCUGAAGCCAUUAAAUGUCACCCAUUUUUCCGUCAUGUUAAUUGGGAUGACGUGCUGAGUCGAAGAGUUGAACCUCCUUUCAAGCCUCCUUUGACGUCUGAUGAUGAUGUGUCUCAAUUUGAUGCUAAAUUCACCAGUAUGCCUCCAUAUGAAAGCCCAGAUGAAUCCUUUUUAAGUGAAAGUCAAAACCAAAUUUUUCUUGGUUUUACAUACAUGGCUCCUUCAGUAUUAGAUGAAAUGGUGCACAAUAAAUCAAGAUCCCGUUUUAGCCCAAGAGGCCCUUUCAGCCCUCGUAGAGCAUCACCACACUUCAAUUUUGACAGUCCAAAAGCUUCACCUAUGCAAUUUGAAGAUCAUACAACUGUAGCUUCUAUGUCAAAUGUUUCUCAACUACCAAGAUCGCCCGCUAUUCCUGUGCGAAAUCGACAUAAUAUCAAAGUGUAUCAAGUUAGGAAAAAGACUGGAGAGGAUUCAGGAAAAGUAUUUGCCAUGAAAGUUCUAAAAAAGGCUAGUAUUGUGAAAAAUAAAAAGGACACUGCUCAUACUAAAGCUGAGCGUAAUAUACUGGAAGCUAUCAAGCAUCCUUUCAUUGUUGACCUUCACUAUGCUUUUCAAACCGGUGGAAAGCUAUAUCUGAUUUUAGAGUUUCUCAGUGGAGGAGAACUGUUUAUGCACCUUGAAAAAGAAGUAAUGCUUUUAGAAGAUACAGCAUGCUUUUAUUUAAGUGAAAUAUUGUUAGCUUUACAACAUUUGCACCAAGAAGGAAUAAUUUACAGAGAUCUGAAACCUGAAAACAUUCUAUUAGAUUCUGAAGGGCAUGUGAAACUCACAGAUUUUGGCUUGUGUAAAGAAUCAAUUAGAGAUGGUUCAAUUACUCACACAUUUUGCGGAACCAUUGAAUACAUGGCUCCAGAAAUUUUAACUCAAAGUGGUCAUGGUCGAGCUGUUGAUUGGUGGAGCCUUGGAGCUUUGAUGUAUGACAUGUUAACUGGCUCUCCUCCAUUUCAAGCAGAAAACAGAAAGAAAACUAUUGAAAAAAUACUGAAGCACAAAGUUGUUUUUCCUCAUUAUGUCACUCCUGAUUCAAGAGAUUUAAUUCGGAAGCUUUUACGGAGACCAGUUGUUCAGAGAUUGGGAAGUGGACCCGAAGAUGCUGAAGCCAUUAAAUGUCACCCGUUUUUCCGUCAUGUUAAUUGGGAUGAUGUGCUAAGUCGAAGAGUUGAACCUCCUUUCAAACCUCCUUUGACGUCUGAUGAUGAUGUGUCUCAAUUUGAUGCUAAAUUCACCAGUAUGCCUCCAUAUGAAAGCCCAGAUGAAUCCUUUUUAAGUGAAAGUCAAAACCAAAUUUUUCUUGGUUUUACAUACAUGGCUCCUUCAGUAUUAGAUGAAAUGGUGCACAAUAAAUCAAGAUCCCGUUUUAGCCCAAGAGGCCCUUUCAGCCCUCGUAGAGCAUCACCCCACUUCAAUUUUGACAGUCCAAAAGCUUCACCUAUGCAAUUUGAAGAUCAUACAACUGUAGCUUCUAUGUCAAAUGUUUCUCAACUACCAAGAUCGCCCGCUAUUCCUGUGCGAAAUCGACAUAAUAUCAAAACAUAAUGUAUGAAUAUCCUAGGAAAAUACAUUAGGAAAAAUAAAUACAGCCAAUUUUGCAGCUGUAUAAGAGACUUAUUUCCAUUUUUUAAUGAUGGAUUGCCAAAGCUUGCUUUAUUAGUAAAGCUUCCUAUUCAUAUGUACAUUAUCGCCAGGAAACAGCCAAAGGGGCUUCACAACUGGUAUUGAAGUACAUUAUUGUACUGUUAUCAACUUGUUGAAUAAUACAUUGUAUAUGUUAUAAAUAUUUUUGAAAGAAUUUUAGUGCAUACUGUAUGAUAGUUCUCAGGAUUUUAUGGAUAUGUAAAUUUUUAAAUUGCAUUUCUUGAGCAAGAUCUAAAAUGUUCUGAAAUAGGACUUUUAUUUUGAUUGUUUUAGCGGCAUAAAGGAGGAGGUGUUGUAAUUUCCUUUUUGGCACAAUUUUUUUUAAAAAACAAAAUCAAUAUUUCCAAAAAUUUCUACCAAGCAAUAAUUCUACCAAACAUUUGCUUUUUUUAAAAAUUUUAAGUGUGGUAACUAGAAUGUUUUUAAGUGUGGUAAUAUUGAUUUGAACAUCAUUUAAAAUCCACACAUAUUUAGUUCCUAUUUUGUGUAUAAAUUGAAUGCAAUUUUUUUGUAUUUAUUUUGGAAGAAUUGCUCUUGCCUCCUUUCUGCCAUAAAGUGUGAAAAGAGUUAUUUCUUUGUAAAUAUUUUAUGUAUUAUAAAAAUUAAUUCAAAGAAAACAAUUACUUACAUCUAUGCAUUUUUUAAAAACUAAUAUGCAUAGCAUUUAUUUUCUUUGUAUAGAAUGUCCCCCCCCCCCCACUCCUGAAUGUUUCUGAUACUUAGAUCUCCAGUGUUUUCUCUUUCUGAAAAUAAAACUUGUGUUUCAUUAAAUGGUUUAUUUUUUUAAUUCAAAUUUAAUGCAUGAGUUUCCUAAAAAUCUCUUGUCAAUUUCUGUUAAAUAUGUAUGUAAUCAUAUUGAAUUAAGAGCAAAAUAAAUA